CACACACAAGAGCAAAGCUGCACAAGGCGCGAGGCGGAGGCAUGGCCAAGACGGGCGAGAGAACAGUCAACAUCCAGCCAGACUUUGCGCAUCAUACAUUCGCCUUUGACGGCUUCUUGUGCACGCAACACCGCUUCGAAGUCGCUGUCCGCCGCCCAAUAUGCCUCUCUUUUCGCCAAAGCGGCACCUGUCCCAACGGCCCAGCGUGUCCAGACAAGCACAUCAAUACCUCUGCGCACGCUCAGCAAGGCCGGCUCAACUCUGUUGUCUGCAAGCACUGGCUGCGUGGUCUAUGCAAGAAAGCCGACGCUUGUGAGUUCCUGCACGAGUACAACAUGCGACACGUCCAAGAAUGCAAGCAGUGGAAGGAGCAAGGGACCUGUGGCAAUGCAGAAGACUGUUUGUAUGCUCAUCCUGCGCUAGGCUCACGUAACGGUGUCUGCGACUGGUACAAACUAGGCUACUGCCCUCUUGGUCCCGACUGCAAGCGUAAACAUAUUCGUCGCGAGCCAUGUAUGUGCUACUUGACGGGCUUCUGUCCAUACGGGCUCGACUGCAAGCAUGCGCAUCUGCAGUUCCUUGUUCCGCUCAAGGCUCCUCCUGCGAUCCCCAUGACCGCUGCUUAGUCUUUGCUUCAUCCAUGAUCGACAUCCGGAGCCAGUGUCGCCAGUCGUUCUGCAGCUUACACAACGAUGAAAGGACUGGCAUUUCCAUUGAAGUCAGUUCUAGUCUUGUUGCCAUUGCUAUGCUCUUGCACUGGGUCUCGCAUGGGUCAUUGUACGCCAAAGGCUUGUUGCACGGUGCACGGCAGAGACGAGAAGAAGUCGAGUGAGGAGAGAAGCGAACGGC
This is a messenger RNA of Protomyces lactucae-debilis, 849 nucleotides long. RefSeq lists its product as uncharacterized. Lineage: Eukaryota; Fungi; Ascomycota; Taphrinomycetes; Taphrinales; Protomycetaceae. The coding region runs from base 42 to 626 and encodes 194 amino acids. Gene Ontology annotation, molecular function: RNA binding; metal ion binding. The transcript has a single exon. The record is from RefSeq and is a predicted model, not a curated record.